This is a messenger RNA of Populus nigra (black poplar), 1200 nucleotides long. Its product is annotated as NADH dehydrogenase [ubiquinone] iron-sulfur protein 3-like. NCBI's taxonomy places the organism in Eukaryota, Viridiplantae, Streptophyta, Magnoliopsida, Malpighiales, Salicaceae. The coding region runs from base 1 to 795 and encodes 264 amino acids. The transcript has 2 exons. Gene Ontology annotation, molecular function: NADH dehydrogenase (ubiquinone) activity. The record is from RefSeq and is a predicted model, not a curated record.
AUGCCCACCUGUUCUUUAAGUGCCUUCCUCUCAUUUGCCUGUAACGAGAGCAAAAGACAGUUUAGAAGGCCUUUAGGAGCGUCAUCCAAUUUGAAAUCUCAUAAGAGAAGAAAAAGACGACCAAAAGUCCCAUGUCUUUCUUGGUUGGACCAAGGGAUUUCCGACAUCUUCAUUUUUAGAGCAAGAAGCGGAACUAGAAGAAAUCUUUCUUUAUCUUUAUUUAUAGAUAACCAAUCUUUUUUCAAAGAUAGUUGGGAGACUCUCCCCAAGAAAUGGGUAAAAAAAAUGGAAAGAUCGGAACAUGGUAAUAGAUCUGAUACCAAUUCGGAUUACCUAUUUCAAUUGUUGUGCGUUCUUAAAUUUCAUACCUAUACAAGGGUUCAAGUUUGUAUCGAUAUUUACGGAGUUGAUUAUCCCUCUCGAAAACGAAGAUUUGAAGUGGUCUAUAAUUUACUUAGUACUCGGUAUAACUCACGCAUUCAUGUACAAACCAGUGCAGACGAAGUAACACGAAUAUUUCCGGUAGUCAGUCUACUUUCAUCAACCGGCCGGUGGGAGCAAGACGUUUGGGAUAUGUUUGGUGUUUCUUUCAUCAAUCAUCCAAAUCUAUGUCGUAUAUUAACAGAUUAUGGUUUCGAGGGUCAUCCAUUACGAAAAGACCUUCCUCUGAGUGGAUAUGUGGAGGUACACUAUGAUGAUCCAGAGAAACGUGUAGUUUCUGAACCCAUUGAGAUGACCCAAGAAUUUUGCUAUUUCGAUUUUGCUAGUCCUUGGGAACAGCGUAGCAAUGGAUAAUUCAGAAUCUUAAUAGGUCCAGUCUAGUGUUGGACAAAUCAAUAGGAAAUGCUAUUUGCUUUGUAAGAAUUAAUUUCACUUUAUUGAAAGAGUUUCACGGGAGUCUGAUAUCAUUGAUAAAUUGGAAGAAGUGUUAUCGAACGAUUUCCUGCAAUUAUUCCCAGUAUGGAAUGAGUAAAGAAUCAAGCUACAAGUCUCGAUCUAUACAAAAGGGUUUUUGUCUCUCUUUUUUUUUUGGUUUCAUUGAUAGCAGAAGAGCCUUACUCUAUAGGGGCGCUAGCGCUUUACUAAUAGAAUAUCAAGUAAAGGGGCCUGAAAAACGUAAGAUAAGAGGCUGCUACUCUAGGCUCGCUUCGCUUCUUCGACGCUCCGCCCCUUAGACUAAAGCGCUAACGCGCCUUAUAU